Messenger RNA from Plenodomus lingam JN3, 222 nucleotides. Lineage: Eukaryota; Fungi; Ascomycota; Dothideomycetes; Pleosporales; Leptosphaeriaceae. The record is from RefSeq and is a predicted model, not a curated record.
AUGAAUCCAAAAUCCGAAAAAAAAAAAAAGAAUACAGACAGCAAUCGUGCCAAAACAGUCAUUGAUUACAAUAUAUUUCACCAUGAUUACUUCUCUAUUCAUCCAUCUAUACAUGUGUAUGCGUCAAUAUGCGUGAGACAUGAGCCACGAGCCACACACACCCGAGUAGCCCUGCUCUCAACUCAACUCACUCACUCAAUCGCCGUCGGGGCGGGCCAAUAA